Xylaria bambusicola is the source of this 1990-nucleotide messenger RNA. RefSeq names its product 1, 4-beta cellobiohydrolase. Gene Ontology annotation, biological process: cellulose catabolic process. The record is from RefSeq and is a predicted model, not a curated record. Gene Ontology annotation, molecular function: cellulose binding; hydrolase activity, hydrolyzing O-glycosyl compounds. Lineage: Eukaryota; Fungi; Ascomycota; Sordariomycetes; Xylariales; Xylariaceae. The coding region runs from base 190 to 1584 and encodes 464 amino acids. Gene Ontology annotation, cellular component: extracellular region. The transcript is spliced from 6 exons.
UUUGGCCUAUCAGGUCCUCUGUUAUCAACGAUGGGCCCUUCACCAUCUCCUUUCCCGUCCAGCCGUCGUAUACAGAAUCAGGGCAUGGCCUCAUGAUGAUAUAAACCCUUCAUUUCUCCCACAUUCGUGAAGACAUCCACAGCACGCCUCAAGUACGUCUUCUUCAAGCAGUUUACGAAAUCCGACAACAUGGCUGCGAAGACUCUUCUCCUUGCUGCCCUGAGCGCAGCUGCUCUCGCUGUUCCUUUUGAGAGUGUCGUUGAGGAGCGCCAGAACUGCGCCGCACAAUACGGACAAUGUGGUGGUAUCGGCUGGUCUGGAGCUACUUGCUGUGUUAGUGGCAGCACUUGCGUCGCACAGAACGACUACUACAGCCAAUGUCUCGCUGGCGCUUCAACAACAACAACGAGGGCCACAACCACACGGGCAUCGACAACAACCAGUGCGACCAGGACUACGAACACUGGAGCUACAACCACCACCUCUCGUGCUAGCACCACUGGAACUGGCGCCGCCUCUGGCAACCCCUUUUCGGGAGUUACGAUGUGGGCCAACUCUUUCUACGCAUCUGAAGUUAGUGCUUAUGCGGUCCCUACGAUGGGCGCCGGCGCUGCAGCCGUCGGCAAAGUGCCGAGCUUCAUGUGGAUGGACACCCGAGACAAGGUAGACUUGAUGGAGACCACCCUAGCAGACAUCCGUGCCGCCAAUAAGGCUGGUGGCAAAUAUGCUGGCAUUUUCGUUGUCUACGAUCUCCCAGACCGUGACUGUGCUGCUGCCGCUUCCAAUGGAGAAUACUCUAUUGCAAAUGGUGGUGUUGCGAAGUAUAAAGCUUACAUCGAUGCCAUCGUCGCUGUCCUCAAGGAAUACUCAGACAUCAAAGUCAUCUUGGUUAUUGAACCCGACUCCCUGGCCAACCUGGUUACCAACUUGAGCGUUUCCAAGUGCGCCAAUGCCAAGGACGCUUACAUGGAGUGCACAAACUACGCUGUCAAGAACCUGAAUCUUGACAACGUUGCCAUGUAUCUCGAUGGCGGUCACGCUGGUUGGCUCGGCUGGCCAGCCAACUUGACUCCUGCCGCCCAGCUCUACGCUCAGGUCUACAAGGAUGCCGGCUCACCGCGCGCCCUCCGUGGUAUUGCCACGAACGUCGCCAACUACAAUGCUUGGAAGAUCUCCGGAUCAUGCCCGUCCUACACUCAGGGAAACAGCGUGUGCGACGAGUCAAGCUAUAUCAAUAACUUUGCUCCUCUGCUGAGAUCCAACGGCUGGGAUGCCCACUUCAUCACCGACACUGGCCGUAGCGGCAAGCAGCCCACUGGACAGAACGAGUGGGGUGACUGGUGCAAUGCUAAGGGUGCUGGCUUUGGUCUUCGCCCUUCGUCCAAUACAGGCAGCGACCUUCUUGAUGCCUUUGUCUGGAUUAAGCCUGGUGGUGAAUGUGACGGCACCAGCGACACUAGCGCCGCCCGAUAUGACUUUCACUGUGGUCUCGCAUCCGCCUUGCAGCCGGCUCCCGAAGCUGGCUCCUGGUUCCAGGCUUACUUCGAGCAGCUUUACAAGAAUGCUAACCCUCCUUUUGAGUAAAGGAUUCGAGUAGACUAUGUCGUGCUAGAGGAGAUUUUAGACAACAUGGGGACGCGGUGUGAGGUCCCAGGCUUAGACUCAGUUUGGCGGUGUGACAUUCUUGUAUAUAGUUUAUUUGCCCCAGAACGCAUAUAGAAGCCUAUAAAGAGCUGAUUGCAGAAAGCUGCCUCGCAAUUGUGAUCCAACUGUAUUUUACAAGUUCAACUCGCAAAUUUGAUUCACACCAGAUUAAGUAGGUUGUUGAGACUCGAGAGGGGAGACAUACCAAAUAUUGAUAUUUAGCUGUCGCCCUGGCGCCCGACCAUUGAUACUGAACGUAGGUAUUCCGUGGCAUUGUCCAUUUUCAAUGCGGUUUUGUGGAUUCGCAACUUAUGCAGGUGGUAGGUAUUCUCGUUGACAAAUUCGC